UACAAACGAACAUAUUCCCCUGGAACAAAUUGCUUGACAGUUCCAUUGGAACGAUGCCGUGCAGUUAAACUAUCACCGAGCGUCACCAAAACCGUGAAACGGAAGCUAUGGUUGGGAGCAAAGCUAGUUCAGAUUGGUAGAAGUGAGAAGAUCUUUAAGAAGAUGUUCAAACUCAGACAAGAUGACAAGUUGCUGAGCUCUUCACACUGUUAUUUGUCAACAACAGCAGGUCCAAUAGCAGGCCUCCUCUUUGUCUCCACCCAUGUGGUCGCCUUCUGCAGUGACAGACCAAUCAUAUUCUCUUCUCCACAUGAAGAACAGAGCAGAAUGAAUUACAAAGUUAUGAUCCCAAUGAAGAAGAUGAAGAGAGUUAACCAAAGUGAAAAUGUAAACAAUCCAUCAAAAAAGUACAUUCAAGUGGUGACUGUUGAUGGGUUCGAGUUCUGGUUUAUGGGGUUUUUGAGUUAUAAGAUGGCUUUUAAGUUCCUCGAAAACGGGCUUUCUAAGGAUUGAAAUAAAGGUCUCGAAUGGUACGGACGUCUUUUCUUUUCGACGUAUGAAAGAUCUUUAAUGUAA
Messenger RNA from Cucurbita moschata (crookneck pumpkin), 576 nucleotides. RefSeq names its product putative GEM-like protein 8. The annotation marks the transcript as partial. The transcript is spliced from 2 exons. Lineage: Eukaryota; Viridiplantae; Streptophyta; Magnoliopsida; Cucurbitales; Cucurbitaceae. The record is from RefSeq and is a predicted model, not a curated record.